This is a messenger RNA of Pistacia vera, 2034 nucleotides long. RefSeq names its product probable inactive purple acid phosphatase 27. Gene Ontology annotation, molecular function: acid phosphatase activity; metal ion binding. The coding region runs from base 21 to 1889 and encodes 622 amino acids. The record is from RefSeq and is a predicted model, not a curated record. Lineage: Eukaryota; Viridiplantae; Streptophyta; Magnoliopsida; Sapindales; Anacardiaceae. The transcript is spliced from 12 exons.
AAGCUUAAUUAGUUUCAGAAAUGAAGAGUUUCUUGUCUCUGAUAUGUCUAUUAACGAUUUGGAGUUUACUGCAAACAGUAAAGUUGGGUCCAUUACUAGUAGUUGUUGAAGCUGAUAGUGGGAAUGCUGGUGUUCAGCCAUUGUCAAAGAUUGCUAUUCACAGAGCUCUUUUUGCACUUCACGAAAAUGCUUCCGUCAAAGCCUACCCGCUUGUUCUUGGCCAAAAGGGGGAAGAUUCUCAGUGGGUAACCGUGGGACUUGAAUGCCCUGACCCUUCUGCAGAUGAUUGGGUCGCAGUGUUUUCCCCUGCAUAUUUCAACUCAUCGACAUGCCCAACUGAUGAUGUUAGGCAACAAUCUCCAAAUAUAUGCUCAGCUCCUAUCAAGUACAAGUAUGCCAACGAAUCCAAUGAUGACUACUCAAAGACAGGAAAAGCUUCUUUGAAAUUUCAGCUGAUCAAUCAGCGGGCAGAUUUCUCAUUUGCAUUAUUUUCAGGUGGUUUAUCAGAACCAAAACUGGUAGCAGUUUCAAAUGUUAUAAGUUUUGCAAAUCCAAAGGCACCCCUUUAUCCACGUCUUUCUCAAGGAAAAUCUUGGAAUGAGAUGGCUGUUACCUGGACAAGUGGGUAUAACAUUAUUGAAGCUGUACCUUUCGUUGAGUGGGGUUUUAAAGGAGAAUCACAAACUCAAUCACCAGCUGGAACUUUAACAUUUCAUCGAAACAGCAUGUGUGCUCCACCGGCACGAACAGUAGGUUGGCGUGAUCCUGGGUUCAUCCAUACAAGUUUCUUAAAAGAUUUGUGGCCAAACUCUCUGUACUCUUACAAGCUUGGUCAUAGGUUACUUAAUGGUUCCUAUAUCUUUAGCAAGACCUAUUCUUUCAAGUCAUCACCAUUUCCAGGGCAGGACUCAUUACAGCGUGUUAUAAUAUUUGGCGAUAUGGGAAAGGCAGAGCGUGAUGGUUCAAACGAGUACAGCAAUUAUCAACCAGGCUCACUUAAUACCACAGACCAACUCGUCAAAGACAUGAAAAACAUCGACAUAGUUUUUCAUAUAGGAGACAUUACAUAUGCAAAUGGAUAUAUUUCACAAUGGGAUCAGUUCAUAUCACAGGUGGAACCCAUUGCAUCUACUGUGCCAUAUAUGAUUGCAAGUGGCAACCAUGAACGUGACUGCCCAGGGACAGGAUCCUUUUAUGACCAUAAUGAUUCAGGUGGUGAAUGUGGUGUGCUAGCUGAGACAAUGUAUUAUGUUCCAGCUGAGAACAGAGCUAAAUUUUGGUAUUCAACAGACUAUGGCAUGUUUCACUUCUGUAUAGCUGACAGUGAGCAUGACUGGAGGGAGGGUUCUGAGCAGUACAAGUUCAUUGAGAACUGCCUCGCGUCAGCAGACAGACAGAAACAGCCUUGGUUGAUCUUUGUUGCUCAUCGUGUUCUUGGGUAUUCCUCGUCCUACUGGCAACAAGGUUCUUUUGGGGAGCCCAUGGGAAGGGAGAGCUUGCAGAAGCUAUGGCAAAAGUACAAAGUCGACAUUGCAUUCUACGGACACGUCCAUAACUAUGAAAGAACAUGCCCCAUUUACCAGCACCAAUGCGUCAGUACAGAAAAAUAUCAUUAUUCAGGCACUGUGAAUGGAACAAUCCACAUCGUUGUUGGUGGGGGAGGGAGUCACUUUUCAGAUUUUGGCCCUCUACAACCCAGUUGGAGUCUUUACAGUGAUUCAGACUACGGAUUUGUCAAACUAACAGCAUUCAACCACUCUUCACUUCUCUUUGAGUACAAGAAGAGUAGUGAUGGACAGGUUUAUGAUUCUUUCACCAUUUCAAGAGACUACAGGGAUGUUUUAGCUUGUGUUCAGGAUGGCUGUGAACCGGUCACCUUAGCUUCAUGAAGUAGCUUCUUUGUUACUAGAAUACCUGCCUUACUCCAUUGACUAGAAACUUCUACUCCUCCAUCGUGAAUUUACAAAAAUGCGGAUCAGCAAAACUUGAUUGAAAAUUGUUUGUGCUAAAAACCAAUUGGAAAAUUUUCAUGUU